AUGGAGUGGGUUGCAGUAAAUGAUAUGCUAUCUGAAAAUAUUACGAAGCUUAACUACACUCUUAUUCCACCCGGUUUUCGCGGAGACGUACGAAGUGUGAGAUUAAUGCAAGAUAGCCUCUCAAAGCUUAUCGAUGCUCUUGGAGAACAAUCUGCAACUGCACAAGGCCUAAAUAAAGUUAUCACAACAGCGGAGAAGCUUCGUAAUGCACCCACCCACAUUCUGUACCUUUUGAAAGAUUCCAAGGCUAAAGGUGGUAAGGGUGACGUAAUAGGCUUGCUGAAGAUUGGUCGGAAACAUUUGUUCUUGUUCGAUGAACACGACAAGGUGUGCGAAGUGGAACCGCUGUGCGUACUUGAUUUCUUCGUGCUACGUGAUCGACAGCGUCAUGGGUACGGCAAGGUGCUCUUCGAUCAUAUGCUGCAGGAUAUGGAAAUGGCAGCACAUGAGCUGGCAAUCGAUGGACCGUCACCAAAAAUGGAACAGUUUCUGCACAAGAAUUACGGCAUUGAGCGGCUCUUGAGGCAGAACAACAACUUUGCUGUGGCCCCUCAAUUCUUCGCUGGUGCUGCUGAAAUUAACAGUAAAUCCGGACGAAGCACUCCAGCGGUGACGCCAGCACUGGGACGUUUUGCAGCGCCUAAACCGCCCUCCGCUAUUGCAACGGUAAUCCACGGAGGUGGCUCAUACUACGAUCACGAAACACGCAAUGGUUAUAGCCGCUGCAGAGCAAUGAACUCUCACUGA
Messenger RNA from Parnassius apollo (apollo), 747 nucleotides. The record is from the annotation of a GenBank genome assembly. Lineage: Eukaryota; Metazoa; Arthropoda; Insecta; Lepidoptera; Papilionidae.